Molecule: messenger RNA, 252 nt
Organism: Akanthomyces muscarius
Lineage: Eukaryota; Fungi; Ascomycota; Sordariomycetes; Hypocreales; Cordycipitaceae
Exons: 1
Coding region: 1-252 (83 amino acids)
Source: RefSeq, a predicted model, not a curated record
AUGAAGGCCAACACCAUUGCCGCCAUCAUGGCCACUCUCGUUGCCAGCGUCGCCGCUGCCCCGACUGAGAAGCGCGACCUGCCUCUUCUCGGCGGCCACUCCGGCAUCAUCAAGGGCGUUGGUCCCCUUCUCGACAGCGUCGAGAGCCUCGUGCCUGGUCUUGGUGGCUCUGGUUCGGGACAGGGCGACGACACGGCCGGCUCCAUCAUCAGCGGCCUCGGCGCUGGUGGUGCUAAAUCGCCUCUCGUUUAA